Molecule: messenger RNA, 465 nt
Organism: Coffea eugenioides
Lineage: Eukaryota; Viridiplantae; Streptophyta; Magnoliopsida; Gentianales; Rubiaceae
Product: glycine-rich cell wall structural protein 1-like
Exons: 1
Coding region: 1-465 (154 amino acids)
Source: RefSeq, a predicted model, not a curated record
AUGGCAACCAAAAUUCCGUCUCUGGUGCUGAUGGCUGCCCUCACUUUCACCAUAUGUACUGCUAGGAUGCUCCCCAUGGGAAAGGCCAAGGCCAUCGACCUACAAAAGACUUUCUUUCACCCCUUCCUCCCACCUUUUGGUGGAGGGUUUGGUCAUGGCGGUAAAUUUGGAGGUGGUAGCAUAGGCAACGGUGUUGGCUUAGGAAAGGGGUUCGGUACUGGUUUUGGACGCUUCGGUCCAGGUGGCGGUGGGUUCACUGGUGGGGUUGGCGGUGGUCUUGGUGGUGGAGUAGGAUCAGGUUUUGGAAGUGGAGAUGCUUCUGGUGGGGUUCGGAUUGAUCGAGGCCCGAUUGGAGGACGUGGAACUGCUGGCCGCGCUGAUCGUGGUGGCAGAAGUAGUAAUGGUGGCGAAGUUGGCGCCUCCGGAGCUGCUGCUUCUGGUGACCGCGGAAAUGGGAAGCCUUGA